This is a messenger RNA of Mangifera indica (mango), 2950 nucleotides long. RefSeq names its product two-component response regulator ARR2-like. Gene Ontology annotation, molecular function: DNA binding; DNA-binding transcription factor activity. Gene Ontology annotation, biological process: cytokinin-activated signaling pathway; phosphorelay signal transduction system. Lineage: Eukaryota; Viridiplantae; Streptophyta; Magnoliopsida; Sapindales; Anacardiaceae. The coding region runs from base 331 to 2511 and encodes 726 amino acids. The transcript is spliced from 6 exons. The record is from RefSeq and is a predicted model, not a curated record.
AAGCUGAGACAAGCCAUGUCUCCUUCAACUUCAACUUCAAUCUCUCGAAAUAAUAUAUAAAGAUUAUAAUUUUUUUUUUCUCUUUUAUUAAUAAAUUUCAAUUAUUGUACUAAAAUCUCUCUUCUUUCUCUCAAAUUCCUUGCGUAUCUGAACUGGGUUCUUUGAAUUUGGAACUGGCUACAUCACAAUCACUACCUUUUUUUUUUUCCCAUGACAAGUUGAACUUCAAGCACGUAAAUUCUCUACCAUUUUUCGUUUCUGGCUUUUGCUUUUGCAUAUCACUUAUUUGUUUCUUGUUUUCUGUAUCCAAAGUCUCAAAAUUUUUUAGCUAUGAAUCUCAGUAACGACAGAGGAUCCAUGUCUACCGCCGGUUCUAGUGUUGUUUCCGAUCAGUUUCCCGUAGGUCUUAGGGUUCUUGUUGUUGAUGAUGAUCCUACCUGUCUCACGAUCUUGGAGAAGAUGCUUAAGACUUGCCUCUAUGAAGUGACAAAAUGCAAUCGAGCCGAGUACGCAUUGAGCCUGCUUAGGAAGAACAGAAAUGGGUAUGAUAUUGUUAUCAGUGAUGUUCACAUGCCUGAUAUGGAUGGAUUCAAACUCCUUGAGCAGGUUGGGUUAGAGAUGGACUUGCCUGUUAUCAUGAUGUCUGCGGAUGAUAGCAAAAAUGUUGUAAUGAAAGGUGUGACUCACGGCGCUUGUGAUUAUCUAAUCAAACCUGUUCGAAUUGAAGCUCUGAAGAACAUAUGGCAGCAUGUAGUUAGGAAGAGGAAGAAUGAGUUGAAGGAUAUGGAGCAGUCAGGAAGUGUGGAAGAAGGAGAUCGGCAACCAAAGCCACCUGAAGAGCCAGAUUACUCUUCUUCGGCAAAUGAAGGAAGUUGGAAAAAGCGGAGGAAAGAUGAGGAAGAAGAAGCAGAGGAGAGGGAUGAUACAUCAACGUUAAAGAAGCCACGAGUAGUUUGGUCAGUUGAGCUCCAUCAACAGUUUGUGGGUGCUGUUAAUCAGCUAGGCAUUGACAAGGCCGUUCCCAAGAAAAUUUUGGAGUUGAUGAAUGUCCCUGGGCUUACUAGAGAAAAUGUUGCUAGCCACCUUCAGAAAUAUCGCUUGUAUCUUAGAAGACUUAGUGGGGUUUCACAGCACCAGAGUAACUCAUUUAUCAAUCCCCAAGAGCCACCUUAUGGACCCUUAUCUUCAAUUAGUGGGAUUGACCUUCAAACCCUUGCAGCCACAGGUCAACUCCCUGCACAAAGUCUUGCAACAUUUCAGGCAGCGGGACUUGGCCGGUCAUCCGCAAAGUCUGGCUUACCAAUGCCCCUUGUUGAUCAAAGGAACAUUUUUAGCUUUGAUAAUCCAAAGUUAAGAUUUGGGGAUGGGCAACCGCAACAAAUGAGCAGUGGUAAACAAAUGAACUUACUACAUGGAAUCCCAACAACAAUGGAGGCGAAGCAACUUGUCAAUUUGCACCAUUCUGCACAAUCCCUUGGGGGCAUGAACAUGCAAGUCAGUGCACAUGGAGGCCAGAGUGGCCAGAGCAGCUCGUUAAUGAUGCAGAUGGCUCAACCACAAUCAAGAGGGCAGAUACGAAAUGAAACUGCUGGAGGUCAAGUUCCCAGGCUUCCAACUUCUGUGGCGCAACCUGUAUUAUCAAAUGGGGUUGGUAGUGGGGUCUUGACAAGAAAUGGGAGUGGUGAAAAUGGCAGAGGAAUAGCCUAUAAUACUGUGUCACAAGCCUCUUCAAUGUUAAAUUUCCCUCCGAACCACACACCAGAAUUGCCAGGUAAUAGUUUCCCUCUGGUACCCACACCAGGAAUAUCAACACUCACACCUAAAGGGCCAUUUCAGGAAGAUGUUAACUCCGAUAUAAAAGUAUCAGUUGGAUUUAUUUCUAGUUAUGAUAUCUUUAAUGAUCUGCAACAGCACAAACCCCAUGGUUGGGAGUUGCAGAAUGUAGGAUUGACCUUUGAUGCCUUACAACGACCAAAUUCCCUGCCAAGCAGUGUUGAUGCCACACCUUCAGUCUUAAUUGCUCAAAGAUAUUCUUCUAGCCAAAGGAGUGGACAGAACAGUAUUGCAUCAUCAAUGUUCUCAGUUGGGGAGGCUACUGAGCAUGGGAAUUCACAAAAUAUUGGUCAAAAUCUCAAUAACCUUCUUGUUGACAAUUCAAUGCGAGUUAAGACUGAAAGAGUUCCUGAUACAAGCUGUCCGCCUGGUCUCUUCUCUCAACACUAUGGUCAGGAGGAUCUCAUGAGUGCACUUCUAAAACAGGAUGCAUUGGCCCAGCUGAAAAUGAGUUUGAGUUUGAUGGUUAUUCUCUGGAUAAUAUUCCUGUGUAGCACUAGGUUCAUUCACCAGUUCUCUUCAUGGUUGCAGUAUCUGAUGUACAUACUUGCCAUCACACAACUUACUGUAAGAUCCUGUCAACAAUCAGUAGAUAGAGAAAGAAAAAGCAUUGUAUGGCUUCAUGUGGCACCGUCUUCCUUUGCAACUCUGUGUUGUGCCGGUUUCAUUUGGACAUAAGAUCAGACCAAUGUAUGGGGAAGCUUUGAAAACACCUGUGCAUGAUAUGCAAAGGCGAUCAUGCAAAAUUUUGACUGUUUUUGGUAACGAACUCUAGCAAGAAGCAAUUAAUUUUAGGGGAUUUAUGUCCUUUGGAUUUGAGGGCAUCCCUCUAGCCAUGGCAACAUUGUCUGUAGACAUCUCUGUAGGAGCCUUUCUAACUUUAGUAACGAUUGAAGAAGUUUGGCUGCUUUUCCAUUUUCGAUAUCCCAUUUUCUCUCUUUAUUUCCUUGUUCUGCUUCUUUUUUCUCAUUUAAGCUAACUGUCAUUGCUGUACAUAUUCCAUUUGAUUGCUCAAAGUCUGGGUAUUCUUUUCUUUUUAAAUUAUUCUGGGUUGUUUUCUUGUACUUGAAAAGUUGAAGAGAUUCUCUCAACUAUGCUAUAUAUUAACUUCGGCUUA